Molecule: messenger RNA, 537 nt
Organism: Scutellospora calospora
Lineage: Eukaryota; Fungi; Glomeromycota; Glomeromycetes; Diversisporales; Gigasporaceae
Source: the annotation of a GenBank genome assembly
AAGAAAACAGGAGUUUUUUAUCUAAGAAUUUUUGGCACAGAACCUAUUCAAGAAGCAGAAUUAUUGUCUGAUAAGUUAAAUUAUGAUUGUUGUUUUCAGAAAACUAGAUUAGAAGAAUUUUUUCUAUGUCUACCUAUGCUACUUGAAAUUAGGAGUGAAAAUCAAGCCCCUUUGCAGAUAAAGAUUAAAGAAGGAAUACUUGUAUUAGACCUAGAAAUUAAAAUAUUUGCAACUGGUUACUUACCAUUUGGACUUACACAGAAAAUGGUGAAAAGAGCCAACAGAAGAAUAAGAAGUAAGACUGCAAGAGCAAUGCUUGAAUGGUCUCAUUAUCGUUUUAAGCAACGUUUAAUUAACAAGACAAAGGAAUACCCUUGGUGUAAAGUUAUAAUUUGUGAUGAACAUUAUACUUCAAAGACUUGUAGAAAUUAUAGAUACCUUCACAAAAGACUAGGAUCAAACAAAACUUUUAAGUGUUCUCAGUAUCAAAUAGAGAUAGACAGAGACAUCAAUGCGACAAGAAAUAUCCUUCUUUGA